Ostrea edulis (European flat oyster) is the source of this 1446-nucleotide messenger RNA. RefSeq lists its product as uncharacterized. Bases 1 to 1446 code for a protein of 481 amino acids. NCBI's taxonomy places the organism in Eukaryota, Metazoa, Mollusca, Bivalvia, Ostreida, Ostreidae. Gene Ontology annotation, molecular function: metal ion binding. The transcript is spliced from 5 exons. The record is from RefSeq and is a predicted model, not a curated record.
AUGUACAAUUCUCUAUCUGAGGACUUUGAUGAGUGGUUAUUGAAGACAAAGAAAAUACUGGCUGUGUAUAAGAAAGAAGGAAAACCUACGUAUAUUGCACCUUUCUUAAGAGAUGCAGAAACUUGUCUUCAAGAAUUAGGCCUUGGAAAUAGAAAAAGAUGUCAACGGAGAAAUUGCAAUUAUUUUCAUGUUUGCACGUGGAACCUCAAUGGUAUGUGCAAACGUGGUGACAAAUGUACGUAUGGACAUACAUUCACUUCCGGUAACAACAAAGAAAUUAAAUGCAAACUGGGACUGAAUCGAUUUCGGGAUAAAGAAAUUCGCACAAUAUUAAAAUGCAGAUAUCCUCAAGUGUGCCCAGCAUCCCACUGUGAAGCGAACACUCCCGAGGAGUGUCCAUUUCUUCAUGUCUGUUACAACUAUAUUCGAGAUAAAUGUCAAAAUUCAUCUUGCAGCAAAGGUCAUACUUUAGAUGAUCCUCACAACAAAUGGGUUUUAUCUGUUUAUGGAAUGUCGCGAUGGCCUAGACAACAACUUGCUCGCUUAAAAGCUGUGGUUACCAUUCACCGUGGACCAAAGAGAAACACAAAUGAAGAAGAUACAUCAUUGGAAGUUGAUAAUCACGAAAAAGCUUCAGAUUCCCUCAGCUCGUCAGAAAAUUAUUUAGCAGAAGCAGGUGAUAAUCCUAUUGAUGAGAGGGUGAAAAAUUAUGAAAUAGAGCAAAAUAAAGGAGAAAGCAAAGAUGAAAGAUCGGAGGAAGUAUACAAGACCAAGCUUGAAAGACGAAAUCAAUGGGAUAAGCCAGUUGAAGACACUGAAUUCAUAGCUGCUGUUACAACUAAAAAUAAUCCAAAGAAAAAACUCGAAAGCGAGACAAAGCAUGAUGGUAGAGAUUACAAGAUUCGACUUAAUUUUCCAGAUAAUUAUGGACUUUUUAUCGAAAUUGACGGCGAGCCUUUUAGUGGUCCUGACCACCACAUCAUCAGACGUCUUUCCACAAAGUCAUUUGCUGAUAGUUUGGAAAUAGCUUCUUCCGGUUCUUUUCACACGCAGUGGAGGUGGUACUAUAAAGACAAAGCGGAUGUCUGGAUUCCAUAUGAAGGGGAUGAUUUUCAGUCCACUUUGGAGUUAAAAUAUCUGAAAGGACAGAAGACGUAUGUAUUUACCAGACUGAAUCAUGAACUAAAGUAUCGACUAAGUUUUUCUGAGAUGCAGGAAACCAACUUAAAUACACAAGCAGCUCAAGCCAUCUGUAGACGUCCAUUGUUUAUUUCAUUCCCCGAUGUGCGUGCCAAGAAUUAUUUGAAAUCUGUGAGGGUUACCGUUCUUCAUCCAGUACCUCCUGGUUGGUGUCUAUGGGAUCUCGCUCAUGAUUUCGAACAAGUGGAACUGGAACAAAUUACAGAAGAGUUUAAGAAGAUUGAGAAAGCUUUUUCACAUCGAUGA